Messenger RNA from Eremothecium cymbalariae DBVPG#7215, 906 nucleotides. RefSeq names its product S-formylglutathione hydrolase. Gene Ontology annotation, cellular component: cytosol. Lineage: Eukaryota; Fungi; Ascomycota; Saccharomycetes; Saccharomycetales; Saccharomycetaceae. Gene Ontology annotation, molecular function: S-formylglutathione hydrolase activity. Gene Ontology annotation, biological process: formaldehyde catabolic process. Bases 1 to 906 code for a protein of 301 amino acids. The record is from RefSeq and is a predicted model, not a curated record. The transcript has a single exon.
AUGGUAUUCAAAUUAAAUGCUGAAGUUGCUGUUUGUGGUGGGAAACUUUUAAAGCUUUCUCAUAAAUCCGAAGUUUGCAAAACUUUGAUGGACGUAAACGUCUAUGUUCCAAGACAAUACCAAAGUGGUUCUGCUAAAAGAAUUCCAACCCUUUAUUAUCUAUCUGGUUUGACAUGCUCACCCCAAAAUGCUUCUGAAAAGGCAUUUUGGCAGAUUGAAGCUGAUAAAUAUGGAUUUGCGCUUGUAUUUCCAGAUACAUCUCCCCGUGGUGAUGAUGUACCAACAGAUCCUGAAAAUGGAUGGGAUUUUGGUAUUGGAGCAGGUUUCUACGUUAACGCUACCCAAAAACCAUAUGUGAAACAUUAUAAUAUGUAUGACUAUAUCCAUAAAGAAUUGCCAGUUUUAUUAGACGCCUUCUUUAGAGAAAAGGAUGCUGGCUGCACCAUUGAUUUCUUGAGAAAUAUUGGUAUUACAGGCCAUUCUAUGGGAGGAUUUGGAGCUUUGUCUGGAUUCUUGAAGAAUUAUGGUAAGGAAGUGGGUGGCUACAGAUCUUGCUCUGCGUUUGCUCCAAUUGGAAACCCAUCUUCAGUGCCAUGGGGUGAGAAAGCCUUCGGCGGUUACCUAGGACCUGAUAAAAGAGCUUGGGAAGAAUAUGACCCUUGUUCAUUGUUUGGAAAAGUUGAAAAUACUGGUAAGGAUAGAAUAUUGAUUCAUGUAGGUACUAAUGAUCCCUUUUUGGAGAAACAGUUAAAACCUGAAUUGUUGUUAACCGCAACUGCGGGUACGUCUUGGGAAGGUAUGGUUGACUUACAUAUGGAGGACGGGUUCGACCAUUCAUACUACUUUGUGAGUUCCUUUGUUCCAGAACACGCAAAAUUUCAUGCAAGAAACCUUGGUCUAAUCUAA